Danio rerio (zebrafish) is the source of this 1913-nucleotide messenger RNA. RefSeq names its product thioredoxin-related transmembrane protein 1 (gene tmx1). Lineage: Eukaryota; Metazoa; Chordata; Actinopteri; Cypriniformes; Danionidae. Gene Ontology annotation, biological process: cell redox homeostasis; negative regulation of platelet aggregation. The record is from RefSeq and is marked validated. Gene Ontology annotation, molecular function: protein disulfide isomerase activity. Gene Ontology annotation, cellular component: extracellular region; endoplasmic reticulum membrane; mitochondrial membrane.
CGGAAGAGAAUCGGCGGGUGCUGAAACAUGGCGUGCGGAGAUCCACGCAGAGUCAGGGGAAUGACAGCCGGCGCGUGUGUGUUGUCUAUUCUGGCAGCCUGUGUGGUCGCGCAGCCCGAAGCGCCCAAAGCCGGACAGUUAAGAGUCCUCACAGAUGGAGACUGGCAGGAAGUCCUCACGGGGGAAUGGAUGAUCGAGUUCUUUGCUCCGUGGUGUCCGGCCUGCCAGCAGCUGGAGCCCGUGUGGACUGAGUUUGCAGGAUGGGGAGACGAUUUGGGAGUGAACAUCGCCAAAGUGGACGUCACCGAGCACCCGGGUUUAAGUGGGAGGUUUAUCAUCAUGGCUCUGCCGACUAUCUACCACUGUAAAGAUGGUGUGUUUCGGAGGUAUCAAGGAGACCGAUCUAAAGAGGACUUCCUGAGCUUCAUUGAAGAGAAGAAAUGGCAGAGCAUAGAGCCGGUCUCUUCCUGGUUCGGGCCCUCCUCUUUCCUGAUGAACAUAAUGUCAGCCCUUUUCAAGUUAUCCGUGUUUAUCAGGCAUUGUCAUAAUUACCUGACGGAGCAGAUGGGAUUUUCGGUUUGGGAAUCAUAUGGGAUCUUUGCUUGUGCAACUAUCGUCGCAGGACUGUUUCUUGGUUUGGUGAUGGUUUUUGUUGCAGAUUUUGUGUUCCCAUCGAGACGGUUUUCACCAGAUUAUCACCACAGGAAGCUGCCUGCGCGGCAGGUGUGUUGUCAGCAUCAGUUUGAAUAUGAGCAGGAAGCAGACGGAGAGGAAGAGGAUGAUGAAUACGAGUAUGGAGGAGCACUUGAUACGCUUCCACGGAUGGAUGCCACUGAUGCCCACAGGAGAAGACCUGUGCAUUUGCGGGAGGAGGACACCUAGAGGAUUGGAGAGGAUCUGCAUCUCGCUCACUGUGCACAAAACCACCACAAAAACCAGAUCACUGCGGCAACGCUCAUUGAGCUCGAGGACGUCACACAUGAUGUUAUAGCUCCCUCUGAAAGAUUGAUGUGGUUGUGCUUUACUCUCCAUCUUGCUGCCGGAUUGUGCGUUUUCUUUUUCCACUUUUAAAUAUUACACUCCUUUGCUAUGCAGUAUUGCGGAUUUGUGUGAGUGUGUGUGAGGAAUAUUAGGACCUAAUUCAAGGAAUUUCAUGACUGACAGGUGCAAUAUUUCACAUACAAAUACUGAACAAAUCUUCAAAAUCUGAAUAAAUAAAUAAAUAAAUAAAAAACAAACGCAAAAAACUCACUGUGAACCUAAAGUUUUAAUUGAGGUUUUUGGGAAUAUGAAAGAGUUUGUGCUUUACUUUGUAAAUAUUUUGGUAUUUGAGCUUUUGAAUGUCUGUUAAAUAACAUCAGAAUGUUCAGUUUGCUGUUUUAAGUUUUUUUUCCCUUACAUAAAGAGUUUAAAUGAAUGAUUUUGGCAUUUGGGUUUUGUGUUAUUGAAGUUUUGGAAAACAAAUAAAAUGCCUAAAUUAAUGUAUGUAUAUUAACGUGUGUGUGAUAACUAUUUGAACUUAGAAGACCUGUUGUCACAUAGAAGAUAAUUUAAAUGUCAUUGGGUUUUUUUUGUUAUUUGUUUCAGCUGUCUCUAGAGUGGAUUUUAGUGUUAAGUUUUGGUCUUCCAACUUUUGGGAUGCAGUUUAUUUGUUCCCUCUUUUACUUCCAGCGGUUAUCAUUGCUAUAUGUUACUGUUUGACCCCUGACUGAAUUAACCCUAUUAGAAUUAAAAUGCUUCUCAGUAUGUUCUGUUCAGUUGUCCACAGUUUGAAUGAAUGUCUGCAUUUAAAAUUCUGUUACUCAAAGAGUGUGUGUGUGUUUGUGUGUGAGUGAGAGAAUUAAGUUUUCGAAGAAGUUUCUGUUUUUUGAGUGAGUGAAGCAGGACUGUUAAUAAACAGUUUUAAGCUGCCA